UUCUAUUCUGAUGUGUCAAGAAAUUCGUUGAUUUUGUGAAUGUUGGCAGAAAGGAACGCAAAGGUUUUUGUUCAUCGUUUGUGAAAAGAUUUAUUGUAUUCGUAUGCAAUAACGAUAAGUGUAUUUAAACUAAAUUGUGCAUGUUUAAUUGCAAGAUAUCCUAGAUAGUCCAACGAAGAACAAAAACAAAACAAAAUGUCCUUUGCGGAAAAAAUCACAGGUUUACUGGCGCGGCCGAAUCAACCUAAUCAAAUAGAUGGCACAGAUGCUCCAUGGUACAUGAAAUAUGGAGGACGAUUGCUGGGUAUCGUUGGUGCGUUCUUCUGCGUACUUUUUGGACUGUGGAAUAUCGUGAGCAUUAUAUUUCUCAACGUUUCCUGCCUGAUCUCUGGUAUCAUACAAAUGGUGGUUGGUUUUAUAGUGAUGGGGCUAGAGGCGCCUUGUUGUUUCUUCUGUAUAGAUUAUGUAAACGAAGUGUCUAAUAAAGUAGAAGCACGACCACUGUGGAAUCGUGCUGCUUUCUAUUGUUUGAUUGCUUUACCUCCUAUAAUUUUGUGCCCGGGAUUGAGUAGUAUUUUCGCAUGCGGUCUUGUGUUUGGCACUGGAGUGAUAUAUGGUCUCAUGGGAUUAGGCAAAAAGGCUUCCGUUGAAGAAAUGCGUCAAGCUGCUGUUCAAUCUGGCCUAGCGGGCACACCCACAGGCACCACAACGAGUGACCGCGCCAGCAUCGUGAACAAUGCUCAACCAUUCUCCUUCACCGGCGCCGUGGGCACAGACAGUAAUGUGUGAUACUAUAAACUUGACUGUAAAAUUACAAAACAAAAAACACAAACCUUUGGAAGCGUUGUACAGAGAAGCAGUUGGCAAAUGCAAGAAACACCAGGUUGGGCAACACGAUCACAGCUCUCGUUCUCAGCGUACAUUGUUUGUAUUAUGACACAGUGCCUCCAAUUUGUUAAGUAACUACGAUGUGAAGGGUUGAAAUAGGAAAUUGUAGUUAACAAUUUGAGUUACAUAAAUGACUUAGCCAACUCCGAUGGAUAGCGCAGCGCCUACAUUGGUUCCAAUAAUUUCGUUGUUAACUGAUAGCUUGCUAAAUAUAAUAUGUACUGUUAUCAUGUAUGUAAUACUUAUUUCAAGUUAAGAUAAAGAGGAGGGUAAAUUUUUCUUUGCAGCUACUUUUCUAAAUAUAAUUACUUAAUAUUCGAUUCUUUCUUAUUCGCCUUUUUGUCUAGGCAUUUUAAAUGUAAGUCGUUCACUAACGAAAUUUAUUACAUACAUACUCAAACACACACACACAUACACUAACACAAGACAGUGCAUAUUUUCCUUGUUUUCGUAAAAUAAAACUUGUCUUAAUUCCUAAAAUGAAUAUUUGUGGCAUUCCAUGUGUAAGUGACAUUCUUGUAAAAGUAAGGAUUGAUGGAAAAAAAAUUGUCAAAUCAUAAGCAUAGAUUUCUUAGUGUGUUUUGAAAACUCUUUAAAUUGUCAGUCAGUUUACGAUAUGUCUUAUAAAUUAAAAAAAAAAACUUAAUAAAAAUACUAAUAAGAAAUUAAUGUCACUUUCAUUGGCAAUGGUAAAUAACUAAUGCAACUAAGCCCUACUUCUGUUUUAUGUAUAUGUAUGCUAUAUAUGUAUACCAGUUCACCUACAUACAUACAUACAUACAUACAUAGCGUUCUCAUCAUGGUAACUGUAUUACUCAUACUUUAUAUGCUACUCCCAUAAUAUUUUAGGCGCCACAAUGAUAAACAAAAAAUGUUUCUAAAAUUAACCCGCAUAUUUCAAUUCAUUCGUUUACUAAAAAGCAAAGUACAGUUAUACGCAUAAGUAAAUGUUGAGCAAACUAAGUAAAUAUCUGCUGUAGACAAAUUUUUAUUGCAGAGUCAGCGCAUCUAUGAAUUGUAUUAACUUAAAAUUAGUCAUAUAUAGUUAAAUAAAUGUAAAAUUUUAUGAGAAAAAAAUAUGUAAAAGAAAAUAUAAAAACCGAAAUAAAGGAAAACUUCAGAUAUCCCUA
Messenger RNA from Anastrepha ludens (Mexican fruit fly), 2018 nucleotides. It is a transcript of the gene fwe, whose product is annotated as calcium channel flower. The coding region runs from base 196 to 789 and encodes 197 amino acids. Gene Ontology annotation, biological process: vesicle-mediated transport. NCBI's taxonomy places the organism in Eukaryota, Metazoa, Arthropoda, Insecta, Diptera, Tephritidae. Gene Ontology annotation, cellular component: membrane. The record is from RefSeq and is a predicted model, not a curated record. The transcript has 5 exons.